Molecule: messenger RNA, 300 nt
Organism: Eruca vesicaria subsp. sativa (arugula)
Lineage: Eukaryota; Viridiplantae; Streptophyta; Magnoliopsida; Brassicales; Brassicaceae
Source: the annotation of a GenBank genome assembly
UGAUCUUGUGUGACUAGUCAUCACCAGGUUGGUGGGAAAUGGGAAGAGUGUUCGUGAUAGAACUCGAGGCACUCGUCUACACAUGCAUAGAGUGCCACACACAUCUCGGAGUUCCCAGUGAUAUCAUCUCUAAGGAGAUUGAGGAAGUUUUUGAUAUCAAUGACAAUGACAUCAUAUAUGACUUCAGUAGACUCUUCAAUACAUUUCUGGCUGAAAGCACGCUCUACUCUGCUUUGCAGAAUAUAUUUAUAACAUAAGCCAAGUUGAUGAGGGGGGUCCAACUACUUACUGGGUUUUGAG